This is a messenger RNA of Nezara viridula (southern green stink bug), 4140 nucleotides long. Lineage: Eukaryota; Metazoa; Arthropoda; Insecta; Hemiptera; Pentatomidae. The record is from the annotation of a GenBank genome assembly.
GUCAGGCCUUGGCAUCGAUUUGAUUGGCUCUCCGUUGGCUUGUUGGGAAGGCAUCUUGCUAGGCACGUCAGUCUAGGCGUUGUCAACCUUUUUUCUAUAACUGAGACACUUGGAUUUAUAAUUUUGUGAGGAUUAUGUGCAUUCAUUGUGCAUAAAGCCCCUGUACAAAACGAUCUUGAAUCGUACGGAUUCAUCCAAUUAUUAUUAAUAGUGUUAUGUUACAGACAUCAAAUCGAGCUUGGAAUAACGUUAGGUGGCGUGUGUUAUUGUUAGUAUUUUGAAGGACUAAAAAAAGGAAAUAAUGGUAAGUAUUUCAGUAAAAUCACAAUUUGUCAGGAUAUUCAUUAUCUUAGAUUCAAUUUAUUUUUGGCAUUCUGCAAUAAAUACCUUCAAUGAGGUUGAAUGUCAGCCUACCAUUCUUCCAACAUGGCCACCUUUGAUGAAGGCUAAUUCCUAAUGCCAAAUUUGUUGAUAUUUUUAAGUUUUACAGCAUCUUUGAAAUUUGAUCAACACCGGUUUUAUAUAUAUUAUUGUGAUGGGUUGUGUUCAUCUUUUUGAAUGUGGAUCGUAAAAAAUCAAUUAAUUGACAGUGUUAUGUGGUUAAAAAGUAUUUUUGUUGGUGUUUUGAAAAUGUGUUCAGUUUCUUUUAAUAGGAAAACUUAUUAAAAUUGAUAGUUAGUUUUUAGCCUUAAACACUAAUAACAACUGUGUAUUAUUAACAGCUGAAUUAAUAUUAAUAUUUUAGUGUAUUCUUAGUGAGCCAGGAGGAAUAUUUCUGCUUUUAGUUAAAUUAAAAUAGUGAGUUGUAUCCAAUGGUAGGUAGUAUAGAGGAACAUCAGCCGCGCAUUGAUCCAAAUCAGUUACUCAAAUGCCUGAGUGUAUUAUUAUCUCCUAAUGGAGGCAUCAAAAGCAAAGAUGAAGUUCAGAGAUUAGAAAGCUUGAUGACUAAAUUUUCCAAGAAACUGGUCAGCAAAUGUAUAUAUGUUCUUAUCUUGAAAUCUACUGAAUCUGAUCUAUUAGACAUGUUUAUGUCAGCUGGGGGUUGGGAUUUGACAUUUAAUUGGUUAUCCGACGGCAUUCAGUGCAGAAACUGGCCGCUGGUAGCCGAAUUAGUCGAGCUGUUAUUAUUAUGCCCAGUAGAUAUUGAACGUCUUAAGGGAAACAACUGUCCGAAACUUAUUAAAGUUUUGUCGAAAGAUCCCAGUGCUACUGAGAGAGUGCGCAAUUUAGCAUGCAAUGUAGUUGACAAAUGGUUGGCUAUAGUCAAAGGAGCUUGCGAAGCAACAGGAACCCCAUCCGCUGCCGGUGGAUCUGUCGAAGGUAAUAAGUCACCGGUGAUAGAAAAUGGCGAAGCUGCUCCGGAAGAGAUUUCUCCACGCGGUCUUUAUAAGAUCACAAUCAGAGAUGGUAAAAAUGUCUUAGCCGAAGUUAUCACUUCCGAAAGAUCCGGGACUAGAGUAGAAGAAGGAGUCGAGGGUUCCGAAGAGGUUAAUGAUGAUAGCAGCAAAUCAUCGGCUGAGACUAGGCCAGUGUUGAAGUUAGUCAAUGAGGACCCCGUUGCUAAGGAAUCUUUACCGCCCAAGAAGUUGGCAGAAGGUAAGAAGACCUCUUUGAAAAGGAAAAAUGAUAAAAAGACCUCUCCAGAACCUGAGAAGAAAACAGUUUCUAAAGAGAAGAAGAAGGUUUCACCAGAGAAGAAGGCGAAAUUAGAUACAAAGGUUAAAAGUAAAGAUAGAAAAGUAGCGGAAAAAACAAGUUCCGAAAAACAUGUCAAAGAAAAAACUCAAGAAGAAAAGGCUCAAGAUGAAAAGGAUAAAAUUGACAUAAUGAAACUUAUUACCCCUUCUAUCGGAAACUUGGGCAAGAUUCCGAAAAAAUCGAAAGAUGAUAAGAAAGCUGCUGUUCCUGUAGAACCUAAGAAACCUUUCCCCAAAGACCCGAAAAAGUAUAAUAUUUCUAUUGAAACUCGAAAGGGGGGAGAGGAAAGACCUAAAACCGUUAAAACUUUCAAUUCUAGAUUUCGGUCUACUGGGCUUGAAGAAUUACCUCCUCCGCCGAAAAGUUCUAAGAAGAAAGAAGAAGUUCCGGAGAAAAAACCUCUCAAGAGGCCUUCUCCUGUAAAAGAAGUACCUCAUGUUGCAGAAAAAAAGAUCAAAGAAGAGGAUAAGACUGAAAAACCAGCUCCUCCUAUCACUCCUCCGAAACCUAAGAUUUCAGGUCUUCAGGAAAGUGAUGUGUUUGCUGACGCUCUGACAGCAGCUAACCCCGUGAAAGAUAUAAAGAAACGCAAACGGAGAUCAAGUACAAGUAAUUCACCAAGUGACGCUAAAAAAGAAUGCAAUGCAGUUCCUAAAACGGAAGAAAAAGAGAGCAAGGAAGCCAUUAAACCCGUGUUGAAGUUUUAUCAGGAUACUUUAAUUACGUCUGAAGAAAUCAAGGCGGAAAAAGCCGAGAGUAAUGAAGAAAAACCUUCUUCUGAAGAAAAGGUUGAUCAGGAAAUUGAGAAGAGUGAAUCAGAUCAAUCGGAAAUCAUGACCAAAGAGGAAAUAGAAGAUGAAGUCGCAAAAGCGGAAGAAGCAAUAGACCAAGUUCUAAAAAUGGAGGAAAAGAAAAAUGUCGAAAGGGAGAAAAAUAGAUUACCUAAAGGAGUGUUGGUAUACGUUAAAAAGUAUAAAACUAUUAAAAAGAACGUGAAAUGGAAAUCUGAUAAAGAACUGGAAUCGAUUCAAUAUUUUGAAUUAGAUGAAACGGAAAGAGUUAAUGUUACCAAACCAUUCAUGGACAUGAAGCAAAAUGAACGGAUAAAUGAGAGGAUUAUGCUGUCCAGAAAACUAGUUUCAGACGACAUAAUGGAGGAAAAGAUCCCUUGGCGACCAUUGAUUCCUAUCGACGUUGUUGGCGACCUUGUAGUAUCUGGUAAAAACAGUAUCGAAAAGGAAACUCAGCGAGCUAGAGAAAGGACUACUUUGCAAGAAAUAUAUUUCAACCGAUCUUUAAUUCCUGAUUCGCCAGCUGAGCCUGAUUUAGAAAUACACGCCUAUACGGAGCCAGCGAUCAUUCCCCUUAAAGAUCAAACUGGCAACGUGGAUUCCGUAAUAUCUUACAAAGACAAACCGUGGCCCGAACCCAAAGGCUACCCGCCUGGUACCAUCGGCUCACCUCCUCAAUUGAUGCCCGACUCGCCGAAUGAUUUAGCACAACCGUUACAACCCGGCAUUCCGCCUAACAAUAUGUACCCUCAGCAGUUUCCACCCCAGGCAGCGAUGCAACCUUACAUGCCUCCGAGUUUAAUGCAACAUGACUGGAUGGGCUCCGUGGAAGGCGGCAAUAUGAUGGUAGGUGGCGGCCAAGGAAACGAACCGAUGAUGAUGCCCGGAAUGCCUCCAGGAAUGCACCCGGGACUUCUACCUACGCCAGACAUGUUUCACAUGGGACCACAUCCUCAUCCUCCGGAGUUCAUGCCUCCUCCUUUCGGCCCUAUGGGACCCCCGCCUCCCGGGAUGUUCCCAGGAAAUUUCCCGCCUAACCCACCUCACCCUCACGAUCAGAACCAGAGGCACCAUCGACCGUGGUUCAGGGGGCAGAACAAUGGUGGCGGCGGCGGCGGUGGAAGUGGAAGUGGCGGUACUUGGCGUCAUCCAUCAAAAGGUGGUGGAGGCUGGGCCCAAAACAAGAUGUGUAAAUACUACUUGAAGAAAGGACACUGCCGGCAGAGCAACUGUAACUUCAGGCAUGGUUCCGGAAAAAGUAACGUGAGAUAAAGACUGCUGUUUGAUGUGACGAAAACUAUUGAAAAGUCAUACUUUUCACUUGUGCUGUGAUUUAGUUUUUAAGUUUUUAAUUGUUGAUACUCUGAGGAUAAUAUUUUUGUACAAAUUCUUGUAAUUAUAAGAUUGUAAAUAACUACUACGUAAUGUAAAUUUUAUAAAUAGUCUAGUCUCUUAAGAGUUUUUAUAUAUGUACAGGAAUAAAUUGUAUAUAAAGACUACAAACCUUAAGGUAACAUUUUCAAUGAACUGUUUGAAUUGUAGUAAAUUUUUUUUGUUUUUUAAUUUUUAAAACAUGGAUUAUAAUUCAGAUUUAUAAACCUAAUUUAUAUAACAUUGUCAACCACUGAAUAAAAGAUUCAAUAUAUUUUAA